Silurus meridionalis is the source of this 2531-nucleotide messenger RNA. RefSeq names its product SH3-domain binding protein 2 (gene sh3bp2). The transcript is spliced from 13 exons. Gene Ontology annotation, biological process: signal transduction. The coding region runs from base 249 to 1817 and encodes 522 amino acids. Gene Ontology annotation, molecular function: SH3 domain binding. Lineage: Eukaryota; Metazoa; Chordata; Actinopteri; Siluriformes; Siluridae. The record is from RefSeq and is a predicted model, not a curated record.
CUCUGCUGGAAAUCUGUGACCCUAGAGGCACAAUCUAGAGCACAGUAGGGAACCGUGCAUUCCACAGGAAAUGUGUUGUUUCCUUCCUUUCCUCUCCUGGCUUUGUCUGGUCCUGGGUCAAGGUUUUUAACAGGAGGGUUUGUGCUAAUCGGACAGGCAUUAUUAGCUGGGUAACGUGUGCUGCACCUCCUCAGUGUUAUAUUGAUCUUCUAGAUGUAGCCUCCACCAUCAGCAGGUCCAGUGAGAACAUGUCAGAGAAGGGUUUUAGGAGGCAGAUGAGUAAAAGAAAUAUGACUGCUGUGCCGAUUUCCUGGCCCGUCCCUAUGAGGGCUAUCGGAGCUCAGAAUCUUCUGACCAUGCCUGGAGGCGUUGCCAUUUCUGGGUAUCUACACAAAAAAGGGGGAAGCCAGUUUAGCCUGAUGAAAUGGCCUCUUCGCUACAUUAUAAUCCACAAAGGCUGCGUGUACUAUUUUAAGACCAGCUCAUCUGCCACACCACAAGGAGCGUUUUCCCUCAACGGCUACAACAGGGUUAUGCGAGCAACUGAGGAGACCACCUCCAGCAACGUUUUCCCCUUCAAGGUCGUGCACUUUAGUAAGAGGCAUCGCACAUGGUAUUUUUCAGCAGCCAGUGAGGAUGAACGAAGGAAAUGGAUGCGGUUUUUGAGGAAAGAGAUCGGCCAUUAUAAUGACAAGAAAGAUUAUCUUGACCCAAGUGAAUCUGACUCCGAUGAAAGUUUCUACGGCCCAAUUGAGUGUCCAGUGGAGAUCAGCAAUUCUCCAGAUGAACAUGAAGAUGACUAUAUGGAACAAAAUGAUGAAAGCGAUGAAGAUGACUAUCUUGUUCCCGAUGGGCCGACAGGUCAGCCCAAAGUACCGCCUCCAUCUUACCCUCCUCCACCGGUGCCCUACCAUCCCAAAGGCCCUCCACCACCACUUCCUAAUCCACCCAUGAAAACGCCACCAUAUCCCAUCCACAAGAAACCAACCAUCCCUGUUCCAAGUCCACCAAAACCCUCUGACUUGGUAAAUAAAGGCCCUCCUCCACUACAAAAACCAACCUUUAACAGGAUGACGGUUGUACCCACACCUCUUCCCAUCUGGCAGAAAAACACUGUAGCUGGGAGCAUGUCUUUAUCGACUCUACCUGGAUAUGAACGGAAGCCUUCUCCUGGCAUGGUUCUUAAAAACCCAUCCACUCUCCCUAUCUGUGAGGACCUGGAAAACAAACUGGUUUUGAACUCUCGUGACAAAUCUGGUUCACACAACCUGAACAAUUCACCUGGAGAGGGAAAAAUCUUAUUGCUGGGCAGCAAACCUCUGCCCAAGUGUCCACCACCAGGGACGAAACCCAAACUCAAUCUGCCAUCUUUACAAAGAUCGUCACCCGAUGGCCAAAGUUUUCGCUCUCCUAUAGAAGAAAAGCCCUUGAAACAGAGAGUCAUAUCAAGGAACGACGAAGACUCGGACGAUAACGACUAUGAAAACGUACAGUUGCCUGACUCAGUCUUUGUGGACACCAGCGAGACCAGUUCUGUGGAAAAAUUAUUUAAAGAGACAAGUGGCGCUCCACCGGAUGGCCUUUACUGCAUCCGAAACUCUGGAACUAAGACUUCAAAGGUGCUGGUUGUGUGGGAUGUGAGUUUGAACAAGGCGAGAAACUACCGGGUGUUUCAGGAGGAUGAAAUUGUGUACCUGGAGGCAGAAUUACAGUUUGCAUCUAUAGCAGCUCUAGUGGAGUACUACUACAGCCACCCUCUGCCCAACCAUGGUUCUCUGUGCUUACAGAAGCCUUUUGGAUACACCCCACCCAGGUGACCACGUCCAUCACUGAUAUCUUCAUAUCCUCAUAUCGAUGGCUACAGCAGCUCCCUACAGCUGAUCACGUACUUUAGCCAUAAGGACAUGCGAGUAAAAUCGCAAAAUAUGGACACGUGAUCGUCGGUGCUGACCAUCUGCAUUGCCACUGAACUAAAAGGAUUUAGCUGCCGUGGAGCUUCAUCUCUAAAGGAUUCCGAAAUGCUGGUGGUUAUGUAACUCUUCAUACCUCUGCCCGGAAAAACUCAUAUGUGAGCUUUCAGCUUCCUGAAACAAACAUAAAUUCAUAAAUCCAAUUUAUUGUUCUACAGGUUUUAGCGUAGUGAGAUGACGGGUUGCCAUGUACUGCAAAAUAAAUCCACUUUUAAUACCUUCAGUUUUGGGUUUUAAAGAUCUCAUCUGAGCAUGGAGAUGCACGUGCGUGUAGAUGCUCGGAACACUGACGUAGGACGUAUUUGUGAUGUAAAAUGAUUAUAUUACUUGCUGUAAGAAUGUAUGGUGAAGUUUUUUCCAUCAGCAAUAAAAAACUAAAGCACUGUAAGCGAGUAGAGCGAGUAAAGUGCUACGAAGUACACAAAAUGCCUGUAUUACUGUGUAUAAUAAUGUAUCAUUACUGUCUGUUAUUUUAUUCUUUUAUAACUUUUAUUACUUGUGCAUGUAUAUAAAUUAAACAACUUGUAUCAUUGUUAAAUUAUUUUUUUGUACCUUAAAGAG